Prunus armeniaca (apricot) is the source of this 192-nucleotide messenger RNA. The record is from the annotation of a GenBank genome assembly. Lineage: Eukaryota; Viridiplantae; Streptophyta; Magnoliopsida; Rosales; Rosaceae.
AUGCAGUUUCUGAGUAAUGAACAAUUUUCGAACGCUGUCAACUCUCGAACCCCGUUAGGACGGCUGGGAGAGCCGAAAGAGAUGGCAGUCCUGGUGUCAUUUCUAUGCCUCCCUGCAGCUUCUUACAUAACUGGGCAAACUAUUUGCGCUGACGGGGGUAUGAUCGUCAAUGGCUUCGUCUUCCAAGGAUAA